AUGGAGAGACUCGAACUCACCAUGGAUAGAAGAUAUCAGGAGAUGCAGCUGGAGAGUAGAGAAAGAGCUGAAGGCGGCGGAGCGGCACCACUCACUCCUAGAAAAGGGUGAAGGUUACCCUAACCCUCUAUGCACCCCCAGGCGCAUCUUGCUCAGUCAGCCGACAAAGCGUGGCACCAAGUAGAAGCCAACAACUCAAGACGCGAUCGACCACCAGGCAGGAUCACGUGAAGGGCACUCCGGCAGGCCCCAGACCAGCCACCCGCUCAUACCAGAACAGCCUCCAGCAGCUUCCCAUGUCUCCUGGCAUGACACCAACCAAGAACUUACCUCAGGGCCAGGUGUCCACGACCAUGAUCUAGUCAACCAGAGCAAUGCCUCCUCCUUGCUGCUAGUCCCAUGCCAUUGGACUGAUCCACCUCCAUUGUUUAAUCAGUCGGCCCAGCUCUCAGCAUCAACUGCUGGGACACCUUUGAGCAUGCCAGCACCACCAGCACUUAUCCUACAAAGGUCACAGGGUGGCGCCACCACACAGGCCAAUCCACGCCAGCAGCCAUUUACAUUUACAUUUACAUUUACAUCAUUUAGCAGACGCUCUUAUCCAGAGAAACUUACAAAUUGGUGCAUUUAACUUAUGAUAGCCAGUGGGACAACCACUUUUCUUAUUUUUCUUAUUUUUUAAUGGUGGGUGGGGGAAGAAGGAUUACUUUAUACUAUUCCAGGUGUUCCUUAAAGAGGUAGGGUUUCAAGUGUCUCCGGAAGGUGGUCAGUGACUCCACUGUCCUGGCAUCGUGGGGGAGCUUGUUCCACCAUUGGGGUGCCAGAGCAGCGAAUAGCUUUGACUGGGCUGAGCGGGAACUGUGCUUCCGUAGAGGUAGGGGCGCUAGCAGGCCAGAGGUGGAUGAACGUAGUGCCCUCGUUUGGGUGUAGGGUCUGAUCAGAGCCUGAAGGUAAGGAGGUGCCGUUCCCCUCACAGCUCCGUAGGCAAGCACCAUGGUUUUGUAGUAGAUGCGAGCUUCAACUGGAAGCCAGUGGAGUGUGCGGAGGAGCGGGGUGACAUGAGAGAACUUGGGAAGGUUGAACACCAGACAGGCUGCAGCGUUCUGGAUAAGUUGUAGGGGUUUAAUGGCACAGGCAGGGAGCCCAGCCAACAGCAAGUUGCAGUAAUCCAGACGGGAGAUGACAAGUGCCAACACCUGGGUUGCCUCUAGCACCUGUGACUCCAGGCCCAAAUCUAAUGGACCUAGUUGUAGCCUCCUCCUUUGGGAUCCCAAAGCCAAAACUCACACACUUCAGCAGUAGUCGUGAGAGUGACUUCGCCCUACUGAGGAUGGCCCUGGACAUCCUGCUUGGUAUUACAAGUACCAAGUUCUGCUAGAGCGCCUCAAGCUUCCAAGUGCUUACAAACUGGCCCAGUCAUGUAUGCACGAUCCAAAUCCCUACUCCACUGCCCUGAGUGCACUCCAAGACAAGUAUGGACAGCCAAGGCAGUUGGUGCAGAGCGAGCUUGCAGCCAUCCUGAUUACGGCAUCUGUCAAGAUGGGAGAUGCUGCAGCAUUGAUGAGUUUGCUCUCUCAGUUCAUUCUCUCAUGAGUAUGCUCCAGACACUAGAGGGUGCCAACAGAUUCGAGCUGAUGUGUGGCUCACACGUGAAUCGCCUUCUCGGCAUGCUGCCAGAAGCCUACAGAGACGGUUUUGUAGAGUAUUGCCUUACUAAAGGCAUUCUACAAACAGGGGUCAAGAGAACCUACACCUUACCUGACUGCAUGGUUAGUCAGGUCUCGGGCCAAGUGGAUUGCCAGUCGGGCUGUCGAGUUGUACCAGAAAGAGGACAAGGGAGCUAAAGAACAGCGUACGUCUUCCCACAACAAGAACAAGUCUGCCACCGUCCUCUACAACACAGACCAGACUACUGAAUUCAGAGUCUUCACCACAGUCCAAGAAGAACUCUUCAGCUCAGCAGGAAGGGAAGGCAUCAAGGGAAAAGAGAAGCCUAAACUGUACAGCCCUUUCUGCAAGAACCAAGAACACUACCUCAGUUCUUGUGAGGAGUUUAAGAAGCUCUCCCAAGACCAAAUAGCUCAGUGGGUCAAGGAUAAAGACCGGUGCUGGUGGUGUGGGCGAGGACACCAGCCAGAUUCCUGCACCCUAAAGAAGACGUGCAACGUCUGCAAAGAGGAACACCUGACUGUCCUUCAUGACCUCGCUGAAGAAGAGGAUAAGAGUAUCCUGAUGGUCAGCACACCUCCGACCACAGUCUACCUGGACCGCCCAAAUCACUCUGGCCGUGUGAUGCUAAAACUGGUGAAAGUUCGGCUCCACAAUGGUAACAAAUCACUCGAAACCUAUGCAGUCCUAGAUGACGCUCAGAGCGUACCAUUGUCCUUCCCUCUGCUGUUCAGCAGCUGGUGCCAAAGAAGCAGAGUCCCUGAUGGUUAGGACUGUAUAUCAAGAGGGGGUGCAGUUAAAAGGCCACUCAGUCACUUUUAAGCUCUCACCAGUGUGCAACCCAUCCAAAGCAGUUCUGUAUCACCAAAACCUUCACUGCUGAUGACCUCGCAGAGUACUCCUACCCAGUGGAGGCUCUGAUGGAACCGGUGCGCAUGGAACCUCAAGGUGGACCUGUUGCAGUCCACACCACGACUUGGUUGGGCACUCCAGGGGCCUUCCAACUUCCCAUCCAAUUCCGGCAAGGAACAACAGUGCCUGUUCACUUCCACCAUCUCCCGUUCAGAUGACCUCUUCCGCCAUGUGGAGAAGCCGUGGCAGAUUGAUACCCUGCCUUACUGCAACGAGAAGAUGAUGGCGACCCUAAGCAAGAUGAGGCUAUCCGCACCCUUGAGGCUGACACCAUAUGUGUGACUGUUGGAGAUGUUGCACGCUACACCACUCCUCUUUUCCGAGUAAGGACUCUCCAUGUUUGAAAGCACCCAAGGAGGUAGUCUUGGCUCAUCUGAGGAGCACCGAGCGGUGUCUAGCCAAGAACCCAGAGCAGGAGAAGAUCUACUGCCAAGAAGUUCUGAAGUUAGAAACUGCAGGCUUUAUGAUCAAGCUCUCCCAAGAAGAGGUUGACUCUGUAGAGGAGUCCUGGUACAUCCCGCACCAUCUGGUGCACUACAAUGGAAAUAACAGGUUAGUUUUCAACUGUUGCUUUGCAUACAAGGGCCAAGUUCUUAACGAACUCCUCCUACCAGGACCCACCUUGAGUCCUUCCCUCCUUGGCAUCCUCCUGAGAUUCAGGCAGCACACAGUGGAUAUCUGUGGAGACAUCACAACCAUUUUUCAUCAAGUGCACCUGCUACCCCAAGACCGAGGCCUUCUCCGAUUCCUGUGAAGGGAUCUGAAGAGUGACCAAGGACCAGACGUCUACGAAUGGCAGGUUCUUCCUUUUGGCAUGACCUGCAGCCACUGCUGCUCCACAUUCGCCUUGCAGCAACAUGUGCGAGAUCACAAGGAUGGUAACGAGGAUGUGCCACAGAUGGUGGAACAUGCCUUCUAUGUUGACAAAUGCCUGCAUAGCCUCCCUGCAUCCCAGGAAGCACGCCAACUGGUGAACAAGACAAGGACUCUGCUAGCCACAGGAGGAUUUGAGAUCUGUCAAUGGGCGAGUAAUGUCCUGGCCGUUGUUGAGCAUCUCCCUAAAGAAGCAAGAUCUGUGAGCACAGAACUGUGGCUCUCCCAAAACUGUGUGGACCCUAAAGAACCCACAUUAGGACUCCGCUGGCACUGCUCUACAGACACAUUGGGGUACAAGUCCCGCACUGUGGUGGAGCCGACACCACACGAUGAGGACCAUCUACCGUACUCUUGCCAGCCAGUACUAUCCCCUGGGAUAUAUAAUUCCCUACUCGACGACAGCAAAGAUCCUGGUACAGGAGCUCUGGAAGACGGAGAGCGGAUGGGACGACCCCAUCUUACCGGCACCCUUACAAGACCAGUGGAAGGAGUAGGAGUGCGAACUCCGACCCUGUCAGAGGUCACCAUCCCUAGGUGUUAUGUCCCUCCAAACAUAGACAGCGCAACAGUGACCAUCGACAUCCACAUCUUCUGCGAUGCUUCAGAGAGAGCAUACAGCUCUGUGGCAUAUCUCCCCACCGAGGACGACCAAGUACAUGUCUCAUUCCUCGUGGCAAGAUCUCGAGUGGCACCCAAGCACCUGGAGCUCAGUGCUGCCCUGACCGGAGCCCAACUAGCUCGUCUUCUGCAAACUGAGCUUACUUUGGAGGUCCGCAGGACCACCUUGUGGUCAGAUUCAACGACCAUCUUGAACUGUCUGUAAUCGGAGUUGUGUCGUUAUAAAGGGUUUGUCGGCAUCAGAGUCACUGAGAUACAAGAUCUCACGGAUGUUAGAGAGUGGAGAUAUGUCGACACUGCUAACAACCCAGCAGACGACAUCACAAGGGGAAAAACUCUGGCUGAGCUAACCCGAGUGAACCACUUGACUCAAGAUCCACACUUCCUGUAACAGUCACCUGACACCUGGCCUGUGAUGCACAGUACUGUUAGAGAAGAGGACACCACUGAAUGUCGCAAAUCUAACUUCUGCAGUCAGGUCACCCUUAGUCCUGAUCCUGUAAAGGUAGACUGGAGCACAUCUCACAGAUGGAAGGGCUCUGUGAGUCCUUGUACCAAACUAUGAUUCCAACUGUUGGUGAUCCCAAGCCUUCAAGGCACAACAUGGAGACUUUCCUGCUUAACCUCUAUGGGAUCGGUGUCACGUAUAUGGGACGGUUGAGCUAACGUGCGCUAAUGUGAUUAGCAUGACUGUUGUAAGUAACAGCAAACUUUCCAGGACAUAGACAUGUCUUAUAUGGGCAGAAAGCUUAAAUUCUUGUUAAUCUAACGGCACUGUCCAAUAUACAGUAGCUAUUACAGUGAAAAAAUGCCAUGCUAUUGUUUGAGGAGAGUGCACAACAACAAAAAACACUGCUGCCAUCUAGUGGCCAAAAUAUAAAUUGCCCCUAAACUGAAAUAUUAUAUCGUGGCCUUUCUCUUACAUUUCAAAGAUGAUGGAACCAAAAAAUAAAUAACAUUUUUUCUUGUUUAUAUUAUCUUUUACCAGAUCUAAUGUGUUAAAACCCUUAGAGAUCCUGUCGGACAAUGGGACUAAUUUCUAAGGGGCGGACAGAGAACUGCAAGAGGCCUUUACGGCCCUUGGGCCUGAUCUCCAGGAACAGAAGAUCACCUUUCAGUUCAACACCCCGAAUGCACCACAUUUCGGAGGCGCCUGGGAGAGGGAGAUAAGGUCUGUGAAGAAUGCUCUUCGUGUAGCAGUUGAAGACAAGUCACAACAUGAACAUGUCCUCCUGACGAUCCAAGCCCCUUGGCUAUGUUUAAGUGGAUGUAGCAGACGCCAAUCCUGUUCCGCCUAAUCUGCCCUUGAUGGGGCGGCAUGAUGUUUCGCUCCCACAUGCCGUAAAUGCAGACAUAGACCUUCUUGUAUGAUGCUGUUGGAAGCAUAAUCAGGUCCUGGCAGACCACUUCUGGACCCACUUCAUGCGGAACUAUUUGCCAAGUCUUCAGCAGGCAGAAGUGGUGGAAGGACACUCCAGACUUGAAGGUUGGGAAAGUGGCCAUGAUAGUGGAUCCUCAGCUACCAAGAGCUUCAUGGCCCAUCAGACGGAUAGUGAAGACAAUACCAGGUGCAGAUGUAAGGAUCCAGACUGCGGAGGUCAAGGUCAAGGAUUUAAUCUAGCUGCUUCCUGUUGCCCGAUUGGUAGAGCUUCCCGCCAUGUUAGAGGAUGCAGACUUGCCUUCAUAGAAAGGAAGAUGGAGGCUUUUACUAAAUUCGAAUUAGUUACACUAAUUCUGGGGCGGCUGUAUAAAAGCCCGUUAAAUUUGAAUUUAGAAUCCUCUAAAUGUAAUUAUAUCUACAAGGACAUUUUAUUGAUCUGCCAGUAUUUUCAUUUAGAGAUUCCAGUAAACUCUUUGAUGUUUCCUUUCAUGUGUCCUACCAAUUAUUAUUGGAUUAUUCACCAUGGCAACCAAUUGUUAGUAUAAAAACUGAACUUAUUUCUCAGUUCCUUUGGCUUUCAUUUGCUGGGAUAUUUGUGCGUUUUUGACCAAAUGUAAGUCAGUACAAAUACUUAUUUCACUUUUAUAAUAUUCCUGUUGCUGUUGUUAUAUGUAAAUACAAGAAAUGUGUAUGUAGAGGGGUAACUUUGUUCACCAGUUCUCUUACCAUUUUGUACAAUUAUGUGAUUAGCCUACCAUUUGGUGUAACUGUGAUGUUAAUUCUCCUGAGAGGAAUUAUGGUUAGUUAUUUUUCUGUUAUUGUAAAUUAUGUAUAGAGAUUGCUGACAUUACUGUUUAAUGUAAUAUUGUUUAUUGGAUUUACAUUGUAGUAAUUGUAUAUUUAUUUUAUCCUGUUUACCUCUGUACACAGGCCACAUGUAUACUCUGUUUCAUUAUAACCUAGUUUAUUAUGUUAUGUAAAUAACUGACAAGAGAAUUUAUGAAGAAUGACAACCUUUCAUUACAGUCUGGUUUCUUUAUUCACGUUCAACAACAGAAAACAUUCCAAAAUGUGUAACUCAAGAGUGUUUACUCAUUAGAAAAAUUCUAAUAAGUUAUAAUCUCCAGUAUCAUCACAAAAGUCUAUUUCGUAAAAUGAUGAAAUAGACCUUGUUAUUAUACUGAAUAAUAUACCAUGGGCCUCAGACGCAGAGGCCUAUAGGCUGCCCUGUAGAUAAUCAUGGCAUUCUGCAAUGAAUAGACGGUAGACAGGGGGUGGGCUCUAGAUGAUUCUAUCAGCCAAUCAGGGCUGUAUGUAAAUAUAUAAGCAUUUGUAUCCCCACGCCCACACAGUCGGACUGUGCAUUUCAGUGGUCCAAGGAUGCACAGGGAAAUAAAUGAUAAAAAAUACAUUUUGGAGUUAUAUAAAAAAUAAACAGUGAUUUAUUAGACAAAGUGAUGAUUUAGACUGCAUAUGGGCUUUAUGAGUCAUGACAGAUGUCAUUGUGUUCUCACACAUGCAGUCACACACACACACCCACCCACACAGCUGACUGCGGAGUGUCCCUGUUCUGUGCAGGGCAUAAAGUAUGUGCUAAUUCCCGAGGGACUGAGGGAUUUCCAGUGGCUACGGGGUCUAUUGGGGAAGACGCCAGUCUCUGAAGGACCCUACAAGAACAGACGGUAAGCAGACUGUGACGUGGCGAGUCUCACACUCACAUACACAAACAAUCUACACUGCUCAGUGUUAUCUCUGCUGUCUUAUCUGCAGGCCGUGGAUGGACUACUCAGGACAGUUUGAUGAGAACCGCUUCUAUGUUCUUCACCCUGACUUUCUCAGAUACGUCCGCAAAAGGUAUAACAAAGUGUCCAAUAAUAAUAAUAAUAAUUUGGUGGAUGCUUAUAUUUGGUAGAGCACAGUGCUUGCAACGCGACAAUUGUGGGUUAGAUUCCAGCUGGAACCACCUAUACGAAAGUGUAUGCACGCAUGACUAUAAAUCACUUCGGAUAAAGUGGUCUGCUAAAUGGCAUAUAUUAUAUUUAAGAAGACACACAACAUGGGGCAGUUCCCAUAGAAAUGACUAGUAAAGUUAGCUUAGCAUAGUCAUAGCGUCAAGUUUGCUAUGUAGAACCACGUGAUCACAUUCAGUGCAUGCAGUGCAGUAGCCGCUUCUACGUGACUUCUGAAAUGGAACUGUGUGUUUGUGUGUGUGCGCUCCUUAUCUGUAGGUUCCUGUGGUCCCAGGCUCUGAAGGGUUUGGGGUGGGCUAUAUUCAGACCUACUAACGGAGCGUUCACACUCUUCCUGGCCCUGCACACCUGUGACGUGGUGAGUCUGUACGCCACGAACACACACACACACAAUAGAGGAGACACUAAUAAUAUCACCAUUUAAUUAUUUGAUGGCCUUAUGUGGGUUCGAUUCCAGUUGGAACCACCCAUACGAAAGUGUAUGCACGCAUGACCGUAAAUCGCUUUGGAUAAAGUUGUCUGCUAAAUGGCAUGUAUUAUAUUUAAGAAGAAACACAACAUGGGGCAGUUCCCAUAGAAAUGACUAGUAACGUUAGCUCUUUAUUUAACUUGGGGGUUCUCUGGUGAAAAAGUAGAAAGUAGCGCACUACAGUCUACAUAUGGGGAACAUGGUGUCAUCGGAGAUCCUCUUCUGUCUCUCCCCCUUUCCCCUCUCAGGUGGAUGCGUAUGGAUUUAUCACAGAGGACCACGGUAAAUAUCCCAACUAUUAUGUUGAGAGGUACUCUAAAACCAAAGUAAUCUUCUACGCUAAUCACGACUACAGCCAGGAGAUUAAGAGCUGGAAGAAAUUGCAUGACACCAAGAUCAUCCGGCUUUAUCAGAGACAGGAGGACCCAGAGGGAACGACAGGAAAACCGAAACAACCAUAG
Messenger RNA from Coregonus sp. 'balchen', 8355 nucleotides. The record is from the annotation of a GenBank genome assembly. Lineage: Eukaryota; Metazoa; Chordata; Actinopteri; Salmoniformes; Salmonidae.